AUGAAUAACAGCUCUAUAUCGUUAUCGCUGUUAGUGGAUAAUACAGAUGAACUGGAAGUUACCAGGUAUAUUGUACAAAAAUUAUGUGUGCCUUUUAUUACAACCCUUGGACUAACUGGAAAUAUUCUAAGUAUUCUCGUUUUGACUCGAAGAUGCAUGAAAUCUUCAACAAAUUGCUACUUGACAGCACUAGCGGCCUUCGAUUGUCUUUAUUUGGUGUUUAGUUUAACCCUUAGUUUCAAACAUUAUGAUUUUAUCAGUGAAUUUCCCAACUAUUGGCAUUGGUUUGCUACGGGAAGAGUUCUUACGGACAUGUCCGCCAAUAUCUCGGUUAUACUGACGGUGACGUUUACGUUAGAAAGAUAUAUUGGCGUCGCUCAUCCUAUGAGGGGUCGACAACUCUGUACCCCUGAACGAGCGAGGAUUAUAAUACUGAUUGUGGCUGUAUUUGGUAUUAUUUGUACAUCGCCAGAGUUCUGUGAAUUAAAGGUGGAGGAAAAAAUAGUAGAUAAUAAAACCACAUUACAACUCCGAGAGACAGCUUUCUCUAGAAGUUACAGCUAUCAAAUAGGUUUUUAUUGGUUUUUAGUAACAUUUUUCACAUUCCUACCUUUAAUUUUCCUGUGUGUUUUCAAUGGAUUAUUAAUAUGGACUGUGAUAAGGGCCAAUAAGUUACGUAGAACGAUGGCCUCUAAUAACAGACAUUUGACUGAACGUCAUAAUAGAGACCAACAUAAAAUUACUAAAAUGCUGAUAAUGGUUGUGCUAGUGUUUUUAGUGUGUCAGAUUCCAGGUGCGGUGCUCUUGAUGUACCGGACGUACAUCGAUUUGACAGAUGCGCGAAUGACCAGACAGACUAGAAAUUCGAUUUUAAUAGCGGGCAAUAUCACUAAUUUGUUAUUACAAAUCAACGCCUCAAUAAACUUCAUCAUUUACUCUUUGAUCAGUACCAAAUUUCGGCGUGUGUUCUAUAGAACACUUUGCAUUAGGUACAUUACCAAUAUUGCCCACAGUUUACGUCAUUCCCGCCAUACUAGGACCGAUUCCAUGCCAUAUUCCAAUGACAAUUCUAUGAGAAAUGGAGAGGUAGUGUACCUCCAGCGUUGGAAGAAGCCAAUGGUAAGAAAACACAUUCGAGAUAAUAUUCAUUAUAGUAUAGCUUCAGAAAGUGACAUUAACGACGGGCGAUGCCAGAUUGUGAUUUUAAAUGCGAGUAUCUGCUCAAAUAUUUAUAUUAACUCUGCGCCUUAA
Molecule: messenger RNA, 1251 nt
Organism: Lottia gigantea (owl limpet)
Lineage: Eukaryota; Metazoa; Mollusca; Gastropoda; Lottiidae
Exons: 1
Coding region: 1-1251 (416 amino acids)
Biological process (GO): G protein-coupled receptor signaling pathway
Cellular component (GO): membrane
Molecular function (GO): G protein-coupled receptor activity
Source: RefSeq, a predicted model, not a curated record